This is a messenger RNA of Malania oleifera, 1064 nucleotides long. RefSeq lists its product as uncharacterized. Bases 167 to 826 code for a protein of 219 amino acids. The transcript has 2 exons. NCBI's taxonomy places the organism in Eukaryota, Viridiplantae, Streptophyta, Magnoliopsida, Santalales, Ximeniaceae. The record is from RefSeq and is a predicted model, not a curated record.
ACGCCCUCUCCCAACCUCCAUCUUUAAAACCUUCACCUCUUCCAAAUAUGCCAAUUCACUCUUCUCUUUUCUGAGCUUCCGUCCAACACUACCCAAAAACAGAAAACACCCUUUACGAAAAAAAGAACACAGCAACCAAGAGCACAAGGAAUUUUUAAAGAACAACAUGAAGCUGGAGUGGUCUCCCGAGACAGCCUCGAAGGCUUAUAUCGAUACCGUUAAAUCUUGUGAAAUAUUCCAGGAGUCGGGUGUGGCGGAGCUGGUGUCGGCCAUGGCUGCCGGGUGGAACGCAAAACUGAUCGUGGAAGCGUGGUCGCGGGGCGGGGUUGUUAUGACGAGCGUGGGGCUCGCCGUGGCCAGCCAGCACACGGGCGGGAGGCACGUGUGCGUGGUUCCGGACGAGCAGUCGAGGGCGGAAUACGCGGAAGCGAUGGAGAGGGCGGGGAUGUCGCCGGAAGUGGUGGUGGGAGUAGCGGAGGAGGCGAUGGAGGGGCUGCCGGGCGUAGAUUUCUUGGUGGUGGAUUGCCGGCGGCGGGACUUCGAGAGAACGAUCAGAGCGGCGAAGCUGGGGCAGCGCGGGGGGGUGGUGGUUUGCAAGAACGCAAGUUCAAGAAGCGAGGGGUCGUCGACGGGGACGGUGUGGCGGAGUGCGGUGGGGGAAGGAUGGAGGGUGGUUAGGGCGGUGUAUUUGCCUGUGGGGAAAGGGUUGGAGAUCGCGCAUGUGGGGCGGAGCAGCGGGGCGGGGGAGAAGGAGAUGGGGAAGAAACGGCGGUGGAUCAAGCACGUUGAUCAAGAAUCAGGAGAGGAGCAUGUCUUCCGAAGAUGAACUCACUCUGGAUCUAAAACUGAAAGGGGCAUUGAUGAUGAGUGGGUUUUUCUUUACUUUUUUAUGAAAUGAAACUCAUGAAAUGUAGAGGAUGAUAUGCGGAUAUGUUUGCAGGUUUAGCAGCUUCUUUUUCUCUUUUUUAUCUUCUGUUUUGAAUCCGCUCCUGCAGACCACCGAUGACUUGUAUUGUGUUGUAUUGUACAUAAAUUCUAUAAUGAAAAUGAAACAAACACGUUCA